CUUGCCAGUGUCAAAACACACUGAAAAAUUUUUCUACAUUUUUAUAGAACCUCCUUCUGCAUGUGGAAAUUUCUUUUUUACAUUUCCAUGAUUCUAGUCGACAACAGUGGAACGGCUGAAGAAUGUGCUGGUUGCGAUGAAGAUAAGUUAGUUUCAUAUCUGGCAAAUCUCGAGGUACUCAGUCCGGAAAGCAUCUUUAGUUUGUCAAUUGAUGACAUCGAUCUUUUGUGCAAGAAACUUGAGGAAAAUCUGAAGCCAAUAGACCAAUACCUGAAAUCGUGCAGAAACCCAGACGAAAAGGAUCUUUACAUAUCGCUCAUUAGAGGCGUCAAAGUUUUGAACGACAAGCUUUGCUGCACGGACACAGACUUUUACAAAAGAUUCAGUAUAUUCCACCCAUGCUUGGCAGAGUUGAAGAACGAUUUUGAAAGCUGUAAUGGUCCAGCUGACUGGAUUGAAGAACAGGAUGAGAGAGUCUGCAGAACCUACAAAAGUAUAGUUGACUGUUAUUACAUAAAAGCUGCGAAAGUUUGCGGAAAGGAGGCUGCAAAAGCCAUUACAGAACUGAUAGAGGAUGUCAUUAAUAGUAUCAUAAAUGCAAAAUGUACGGGAAUUAAAUCUUUGCCUGUGGUAAGAGAUGCUAUGCCUGAAAAAUAUAUAAGAAGAAAUAGUGCAGAGAAAGAAUGUUUGAACACAUGGAAGACAAUCACGAUAGUACUAUUACAUAUUUCUUACAUUGUACACUGCUAUAUUCUUAAGUAAUUGUAUGUUAACGAUCAAAUAAAUUUAUCGUCAAAUGUU
Messenger RNA from Leptinotarsa decemlineata (Colorado potato beetle), 801 nucleotides. RefSeq lists its product as uncharacterized. The record is from RefSeq and is a predicted model, not a curated record. NCBI's taxonomy places the organism in Eukaryota, Metazoa, Arthropoda, Insecta, Coleoptera, Chrysomelidae.